Molecule: messenger RNA, 861 nt
Organism: Oncorhynchus masou masou (cherry salmon)
Lineage: Eukaryota; Metazoa; Chordata; Actinopteri; Salmoniformes; Salmonidae
Product: octapeptide-repeat protein T2-like
Exons: 2
Coding region: 1-861 (286 amino acids)
Source: RefSeq, a predicted model, not a curated record
AUGGAGCAACAGCGCCUCUUCAACCUCAAGAGGCUUAAAAAAUGUGUCUUGUUCCUGAAAACCCGCACUAACUUUUACAGGUGCACAAUUGAGAACAUCCUGUCGGGCUGUAUCACCGCCUGGCAUGUGUUUAGUGUGGGAGCCGAGGGCGGACGGAGGGCUGGCUGGGCAGGUUGGGCCCUGGGGGGGAGAGGCUCGGAGGGGGAGAGGCUCAGAGGUGGAGAGGCUCGGAGGGGGAGAGGCUCGGAGGGGGAGAGGCUCAGAGGGGGAGAGGCUCAGAGGGGAGAGGCUCGGAGGGGGAGAGGCUCGGAGGGGGAGAGGCUCGGAGAGGGGGAGAGGCUCAGAGGUGGAGAGGCUCGGAGGGGAGAGGCUCAAAGGUGGAGAGGCUCGGAGGGGGGAGGCUCAGAGGGGGAGAGGCUCGGAGGGGGAGAGGCUCAGAGGGGGAGAGGCUCGGAGGGGGAGAGGCUCGGAGGGGGAGAGGCUCGGAGGGGGAGAGGCUCGGAGGGGGAGAGGCUCGGAGGGGGAGAGGCUCGGAGGUGGAGAGGCUCGGAGGGGGAGAGGCUCGGAGGUGGAGAGGCUCGGAGGGGAGAGGCUCGGAGGUGGAGAGGCUCGGAGGGGAGAGGCUCGGAGGGGGAGAGGCUCGGAGGGGGAGAGGCUCGGAGGGGGAGAGGCUCAGAGGGGGAGAGGCUCGGAGGGGGAGAGGCUCGGAGGGGGAGAGGCUCGGAGGGGGAGAGGCUCGGAGGGGGAGAGGCUCGGAGGGGGAGAGGCUCGGAGGGGGAGAGGCUCGGAGGGAAGGCAGACUGUUCUACCGUUCACUGGAGCCUCUUUACUCCACGCUUGGAGGAGGGCAGCGGUCUGUGA